Cyprinodon tularosa is the source of this 952-nucleotide messenger RNA. RefSeq names its product membrane-associated guanylate kinase, WW and PDZ domain-containing protein 2-like. The record is from RefSeq and is a predicted model, not a curated record. Lineage: Eukaryota; Metazoa; Chordata; Actinopteri; Cyprinodontiformes; Cyprinodontidae. Gene Ontology annotation, molecular function: signaling receptor complex adaptor activity; beta-1 adrenergic receptor binding; SMAD binding. Bases 179 to 613 code for a protein of 144 amino acids. Gene Ontology annotation, biological process: signal transduction; receptor clustering. Gene Ontology annotation, cellular component: cytoplasm; dendrite. The transcript has 3 exons.
CAGCUCCGGCCUGAUGAUCCAGCUGCUGCGCGCUGACAUGGAAACAACUGCGCCUUUCCACUGAAGCGCGGCGCAUUCCUGCGUGGACCGUGGCACCGCGGGGACGCUAAACGGCCACUGGAAAACUUCUGCUUGUUGUUGUUGUUUUCUUGCACGGCUGCACUCAUGUAAACUCACCAUGUCUAAGAGCCUGAAGAAGAGGAAGAACCACUGGACCAACAGAGUCCAUGAGAGUUUCCUUUGCAGGAAUGAGGAGGGGGCGCUGGGGCUGGAGCUGCAGGGCGGCGCGGAGCGCGGACAGUUCCCGGUCAUCGGCGCGCUCCUCCCGGGCAGAUCCGUCUGCCACAGCGGUAAACUCCUCCCGGAGGACCUGCUGCUGGAAGUCAACGACACUCCCGUGGCUGGAUUGACCACCAGGGAUGUCCACGCUGUGAUCAAACACAGUAGAGACCCAGUUCGGCUCAAGUGUGUCAAACAAGGGGGCGUCAUCGACAAAGACCUCCGCCGCUACCUCAACCUACGUUUCCAGAAAGGCUCAGUGGACCACGAGCUGCAGCAGAUCAUCCGGGACAACCUGUACCUCCGCACCGUCCCCUGGAAAGAAACAUUGUGAGGAAUGGAUAACUGGCCUGCAGAGGUAUGAGAAAGAACCAGGGAUCAGAAUGAGCCUGAAAAUGGAAAAUGAGGUUAUUCCAUCUGGCUGCCUGCCCCAUCUAAAGCCAUUUAAAGGCAGAGUCAGAUUUCUGCUCCAUCGUGGACGGGAAUGUAAGGAGAAGGGAAGUGACUCGUGGACUUGUGCUUCAAAUGCUUUAAGCUGUGCUCUGUUUGCUGAUUGAGUGGUUCGAGGUGAAUUUAGACUUUAUCAAUGAAACCAUUUGGGAUUUAAUCAUAGAAUCAACAAUCUUUCCCAUCAAUCAGCUUUUCUUUCAUCUUUAGCUUAGAAAAAACUUAC